CCCCGAAGACCGCCUUUCAGCUCGUGUUUGGCGCCUGCCCAGGAGGGCCUGCUGAUUGGCCGCUUUGAAUAUCUCGGCGCGACGCUAUUGGUGGAGCGGGGGCGGCUUAGCGCGGUUAGUUCGAAUCGGCCCCGCAGCGGCGCCCGCAGCGUCCUCUUUCCGCGGCUCGCUGUGUGGGGGUUGUUCUCGCAGCCAGCCAGCCAGCCAGCCAGGGAGGGAGGCAAUCCUAACAAAUAGCAAUGGAUGACUACACAAAGAUAGAGAAGAUUGGUGAAGGUACCUAUGGUGUUGUGUAUAAGGGUCGACACAAAUCCACAGGACAGGUGGUUGCCAUGAAGAAAAUUCGACUAGAAAGUGAGGAAGAAGGUGUUCCCAGUACAGCAAUCAGAGAAAUUUCUUUACUAAAAGAGCUACAUCAUCCCAAUAUAGUCUGUCUUCAGGAUGUGCUUAUGCAAGAUUCAAGACUGUACCUCAUCUUUGAAUUUCUUUCUAUGGAUCUCAAAAAAUAUUUGGACUCUAUUCCAUCUGGCCAGUAUGUAGAUUCCAUGCUUGUUAAGAGUUACCUGUACCAAAUCCUGCAAGGUAUUGUAUUCUGUCAUUCAAGAAGGGUUCUGCACAGAGACUUAAAGCCUCAAAACUUGUUAAUAGAUGAUAAAGGAGUAAUUAAAUUAGCAGAUUUUGGACUGGCCAGAGCCUUUGGGAUCCCUGUCCGGGUGUAUACACAUGAAGUAGUGACGCUGUGGUACAGAUCUCCAGAGGUGUUGCUAGGAUCUGCUCGUUACUCAACUCCUGUAGAUAUCUGGAGCAUAGGUACUAUAUUUGCUGAAAUAGCAACUAAGAAACCACUGUUUCAUGGAGACUCUGAAAUUGAUCAACUCUUCAGAAUCUUCAGAGCUUUAGGGACACCCAACAAUGAGGUGUGGCCCGAAGUGGAAUCCUUGCAAGACUAUAAGAACACAUUCCCCAAGUGGAAACCUGGCAGUCUGGCAUCUCACGUCAAAAACCUAGAUGAAGAUGGACUAGAUUUACUCUCUAAAAUGUUAAUUUAUGAUCCUGCAAAAAGAAUCUCUGGCAAAAUGGCCUUGAACCAUCCAUACUUUGAUGACUUGGACAAAUCCAAUCUUCCAGCCAAUCAGAUUAAGAAAUUCUAAUUCACCAUUGGACUAAAUCCACCUGAGUGGUCUGAGCAAAAUAGUUAAUCGUGACAUUUUUACUAUUGAGUCUGUCUAACUUUUUUUGUUUUUGUAUGUGUCUGUCCUUUCUGCUCUAAAAUUGCAGCUGUAUUUAGCGUGUCCUGGUUUAAAUAUUAAAUGUAAAUAAAUAUUAACCUAUUAUUAGUGCUGAAUUUAAAUACAAUGCAAAUCUUGCUGCUAUUAAUGCAGUCCACUGUUUCUACAAAUAAAGCUUUAAAUCCUCCA
Dermochelys coriacea (leatherback sea turtle) is the source of this 1418-nucleotide messenger RNA. RefSeq names its product cyclin dependent kinase 1 (gene CDK1). Gene Ontology annotation, cellular component: nucleus. The coding region runs from base 240 to 1151 and encodes 303 amino acids. NCBI's taxonomy places the organism in Eukaryota, Metazoa, Chordata, Testudines, Dermochelyidae. The record is from RefSeq and is a predicted model, not a curated record. The transcript has 8 exons. Gene Ontology annotation, biological process: protein phosphorylation; mitotic G2 DNA damage checkpoint signaling; G2/M transition of mitotic cell cycle. Gene Ontology annotation, molecular function: cyclin-dependent protein serine/threonine kinase activity; RNA polymerase II CTD heptapeptide repeat kinase activity; ATP binding.